AUGGCAGCUUCCCCUAUCGACCUGGAGCGACCCUGUGGCAUCAAGGCGAUGCCUAACUACGACCGCUCUCACCUGGAAAGCAUCAGUGAUGAUUGCUGGCUGGGACCCGACGAAGCGCCAAUCAUCCCGCAGCGUGUCACUGACUACUCCCACAUCCACAACGCCAUAUUGCUGGGGAUGGGUUUAGAUACGCUCCCCAUGCAGCAGGACAUUGAGAAGUUGGCAACCAAGACCUGUCGAGCCAUACUUUUUCGUGGAAACGAUGGAAGACUCUUUGCUGGCUUUGAACUGCCCCGGGGUGAUGAAUUCCGUCAGUUACUCGAUGCGGUCAACAAAGACGGCCAGGAGGUCCAUAUCCUCACGAAAGGGCCGAUUCCUCGGGAUCCCAAGUCGAACGACAAGAAGCCGAAAUUCGAAGAGCGUAACCCAUUUCCCGCCAAAAUUCUCGUCGCUCUUCCAGCUGAAGUCGAUUUACCCUCAAGCUGUGACAUCUUUGCAGAAGUGUACCCCAGAAUAGUUGGCGCAGAAGAGUUGGACCUCCGGCUCAAAUUCAAAGACGAGACAUCGCAGACCAAACGCCACAUUGCGAGCUUCAGCGAGCACCUUGACGAAACCAAGUUACAACCCGGCGAGCAUGAAGCGAAUUCAGGUUAUGAGGAACACCACAUCCGCGAAAUGCAGAAGAGGCACCAAGCUGAGGGUGAUCUGUUCGCCACGAUCCUCUCGAAUACAAUUGGCAAGCUUGGCUCGUACAGCGAGCUCAUAAAAUCCUCCAUCAGGGCUCUUCCAGAUGGCAUCCUCAGCAUCGAAGCGUUCCCAGGAGCUGGGAAGACCACAGUGACAGCUGCCAUUGACGCAUUCCUUUGUCUGCUGUCCGAAAAGAUCAAGAUCGUCGUCAUUGCUGCACAGAAUGCUGCCCUAACCGGCAAUCUCUCCAACCGCCUGCGAGAAGCAGUCACCAACAUAAACAAGGAGCUGAGCCUUGACUCUUCUGGACACCAGAAGCAGCUCCCAUUGGUGCUUCGUGUGUUUGUCAGCCAUCACAAGGAGAUCAUUGAGCUCGUGCGCAUUGUCAAAUCAUGGUACAUGUGUGGCCCUGAUCCUGAGCGCCCAAAUACCCUCUGCGAGCUGCUGCUUCAGCUCCUUGGUGCCGGUCCCCACAGCCUCCCCGCCUUCUCGAAACCUGGAUUAACCGAGUUGGCCACUAAAAUCAAGUUGGAAGAUAGCGAAGAUUUUCAGAAAUUGCGCCACUUUAUUGCUGGCGAUAUGACUUGGGAGGACGCCAACUCAACGAUGCGACAGGAUCAACCCAGCAAGGCAGCGCAGUCGGCUUUGACUGCACAGCAUGCCCUCGAGAAAACCGUUGAAUCCAUUUUUCCUCUUGUUAACGUUCUUAAUGAGGAGGCCGGCGCGACAUCCUCCCCCCAAAUCUUCUCCGGAUGGCGCGGCAUCGGCCAGCCCUUGAUUAUUUCCGGCGACAGUGCGCAGUUCGGUCCUUACGUGCGCGACUACAAGAAGCACAUUUUCCGGGAGUUCUUGGCCACGUCGACGCUUGACAUGAUCAAGACUGCUGGAUACCCAACCUUUCUAUUGAAUACGCAGCACCGAGCCAUUGACGGUCAGUUCGAACCGGUCUACGAGAUCUUCUACAGUGAUUUCAAGUCCAUCGAGUCUGCCCCCAGUCAGCACCCUGACGACCACCCUGACGCCCAGCGAAUCGAAGAGGCCUUCGUCGCAGAUUUUGCGGGUCUUGAGUUGUCUCCAGCAGACCGCAUUUUGCCCAUGUUUAUCCAUGUCCCUAACUCUGCGUGCGAGUACAUCGGCAAGUCGAGUCACAGCCCUCUCCAAACCAAGGCGGCCGUCUAUGUGGUCAAGAAGCUUGCCAGCCGCGACAUCAAGGAAGCCGAUAUCAUGGAGACAGUUGCAGAUGUGGCAGAGCCCGCCCUUGGGCCGUUCACUGUCGACGUCGGUGACGAAUGGGAAGUGAGGCUGUUUGCGCAGGUACACGACGCCAUCGUUGCGCUGAAAGAUUACCAAGCAUCGAAGUCCAAGGAGCCUGUCGUAAAGUCGAGUAUUGACUCCGACCUGAACCAGAAGUCUGAUACACCUUCAUCGGAGACCGAGGCCACCACGAAGCCAAUAACUCUUCGGGAACGCUUGACUGCUUUCGUGAGAGAGGCUCAGCAGCCCGUGCUCAAAGCGGCUGCUAACGCUGACAGCUCUUGGAACGGCUCUGACGACCCUCAAAUGUCUGGCGAGAAGACAUCCUCGAACCCUUCUCACAGGUUUGGCACCUCCGGUGAGAACAGCAUUAAGGAUCAUGGUAGUGGGGAGUCCGGUCAACUACGCAAGGAUCGCCCGAAGCGAGAGCAGAUUACGUGCUACAACUGCCAUGAGGUUGGCCACAAGAUCAGUGACUGCAAGAAACCACGGCAGGAGAUAGAUUACAGCAAGAUCCAGUGCAGGAGGUGCAAGAAGUUCGGUCACACCCCCACCAAGUGUGAUCAACCUCCGCCGUCGCGGGGUCCCAACUCUGGCUUCGGCAACGUCAAUACCCCAGGAGCCGAUGACAGCACAUCCAACUACACUGGCUGGUAA
Messenger RNA from Diaporthe citri, 2598 nucleotides. RefSeq lists its product as uncharacterized. The transcript is spliced from 7 exons. Bases 1 to 2598 code for a protein of 865 amino acids. Gene Ontology annotation, molecular function: nucleic acid binding; zinc ion binding. Lineage: Eukaryota; Fungi; Ascomycota; Sordariomycetes; Diaporthales; Diaporthaceae. The record is from RefSeq and is a predicted model, not a curated record.